This is a messenger RNA of Cynara cardunculus var. scolymus (artichoke), 1557 nucleotides long. RefSeq names its product cytochrome P450 703A2. Lineage: Eukaryota; Viridiplantae; Streptophyta; Magnoliopsida; Asterales; Asteraceae. Gene Ontology annotation, molecular function: monooxygenase activity; oxidoreductase activity, acting on paired donors, with incorporation or reduction of molecular oxygen; iron ion binding. The transcript is spliced from 2 exons. The record is from RefSeq and is a predicted model, not a curated record. Bases 1 to 1557 code for a protein of 518 amino acids.
AUGGACUUGCAACUCCUAGCGUAUGUUAUCGUCUUUGCGGUUCUUGUAUCAAGAAUCAUAUCGUUAUGGCUCACCAGAUUUUCCCAACAAACGGUGGGUCGACUUCCACCAGGCCCACCAAGAUGGCCUAUAGUUGGCAAUCUUCUCCAACUAGGGCCACUGCCUCAUAGGGACCUAGCUUUGUUUUGUGAGCAGUAUGGCCCAUUGGUCUAUCUUCGUCUCGGAAAAGUUGAUGCGAUCACCACCAACGACCCCAAUAUAAUUCGUCAGAUACUUUGCCAACAAGAUGAUGUAUUUGCAUCGCGGCCACAAACCCUAGCUGCAAUUCACCUAGCGUACAACUGUGGUGAUGUUGCAUUAGCGCCUUUCGGGCCUCGAUGGAAAUGGAUGAGAAGGAUUUGUAUGGAGCAACUUCUUACAACAAAGCGACUUGAAUCGUUCGCAAAACAACGUGCUAGUGAAGCCCAACAUCUCGUACAAGAUGUAUGGGCUUUGGCUCAGGCUGGUGACCCGGUUAACCUAAGAGAAGUUUUAGGUGCGUUUUCUAUGAAUAACGUGACCCGAAUGUUGUUAGGGAAGCAAUACUUUGGGUCGGGCUCAGCCGGACCGAAAGAGGCCAUGGAGUUUAUGCACAUAACUCAUGAACUCUUUUGGCUACUAGGAUUGAUCUAUUUGGGUGAUUAUUUACCAUUUUGGAGAUGGAUUGACCCGUAUGGUUGUGAAAAGAAAAUGAGAGAAGUGGAGAAAAGGGUCGAUGAUUUUCAUAUGAAGAUCAUAGAAGAACAUAGGAAAAGGAAGAUGAACGGAGAUCAAAAAGACGACAUGAAUAUGGACUUCGUUGACGUUUUAUUGUCGUUACCGGGUAAAGAUGGCAAAGAUCAUAUGGAUGACAACGAAAUCAAAGCUUUAGUUCAAGAUAUGAUAGCUGCGGCAACAGAUACUUCGGCUGUGACUAACGAAUGGGCAAUGGCCGAAGUAAUCAAACAUCCUCAUGUCCUCUACAAGAUCCAAGAAGAACUUGACGAGGUUAUUGGUCGUGACCGAGUGGUCACCGAGUCAGAUUUGUCAAAUCUUAAUUACCUACGAUGUGUGGUACGAGAAACCUUCCGAAUGCACCCAGCCGGACCAUUUCUCAUCCCUCACGAGUCCAUACACGACACCGAGAUCAACGGCUACCACGUCCCCGCCAAGACACGUGUCUUCAUCAACACUCAUGGUCUAGGGCGAAACACGCUGAUAUGGGAUGAUAUCAACGUGUUUCGACCAGAGCGACAUUUGACCACUGACGGGUCCCGAGUGGAGAUAAGUCACGGAGACGAUUUCAAAAUCUUGCCUUUUAGUGCAGGAAAGAGAAAGUGUCCUGGUGCGCCACUUGGUGUGACAUUUGUGUUGAUGGCAUUGGCUCGACUUUUCCAUUGCUUCAAUUGGAUCCCGCCCGAUGGUUUAAGGUGUGAGGAUAUUGACACAGAAGAAAAAUACGGUAUGACAAUGCCAAAAGCCAAACCAUUGAUGGCCAUUGCAAAACCCCGUUUAGCAAUUCAUAUGUAUCAAUCGUAG